Molecule: messenger RNA, 3228 nt
Organism: Gastrolobium bilobum
Lineage: Eukaryota; Viridiplantae; Streptophyta; Magnoliopsida; Fabales; Fabaceae
Exons: 19
Coding region: 209-2500 (763 amino acids)
Molecular function (GO): protein phosphatase regulator activity; protein phosphatase binding
Source: RefSeq, a predicted model, not a curated record
UCUCCCGCGAUUGAAGGUUGUUUUUGGUUUCUCUCUCUUUCUCUCGAUUCGAUCUCUCUUCGUCUCAUCUCCACCGAUUCUAGGGUUUCCAUUCCGAUAGUAAUUGCUCCAAUUUGAUUUGGGGCCUUGGCGCUAGGGUUUCUGCGCUGCCAGAUCCGUCUUCGGUUUUCCGGUUUCUUAUUUCGGAAACCUUCCUUCGAACUUCAACAUGUUUUGGCGCAUGGCUGGUUUGUCUACCGCGUCUCCUGUGGAGACCAUUUUGGAUAGGGAGAAUUUUACUUUGGAGGAAAUACUUGAUGAGGAUGAAAUUAUUCAAGAAUGCAAAGCUCUUAAUAGUCGCCUUAUAAAUUUUUUGUCUGGAAGAGUACAGGUUGAACAAUUGAUACGAUACAUUGUAGAAGAAGCUCCUGAGGAUGCUGAAAAGAAGCGAACUUUUAAGUUUCCUUUUAUUGCUUGUGAGGUAUUUACCUGUGAAGUUGAUACCAUACUCAAAACUCUUAUAGAGGAUGAGGAAUUGAUGAAUUUGUUGUUCUCCUUUUUGGAGCCAAAUCACUGCCAUAGUAACCUACUAGCUGGAUAUUUUAGCAAGGUAGCUGUGUGCCUGUUGUUACGCAAGACAGUUCCUUUCAUGCAAUAUGUUCAAGCUCACCAGGAAAUUGUGAAGAAACUGGUUGAGUUGAUUGGAAUUACAUCUAUCAUGGAGGUUUUGAUACGCUUGAUUGGUGCCGAUGAGCAUAUGUAUGUAAACCAUGUGGAUGCAAUGCAGUGGAUUGAAGACACUGAUGUGCUUGAGAUGAUUGUUGACAAGUUCAGUUCUUCAGAUUCUCCAGAAGUGCAUGCUAAUGCAGCAGAAACACUCUGUGCCAUUACACGAUUUGCUCCGGCAGGUCUUACUGCCAAAAUCUCCAGCCCAAGCUUUAUAGGUAGAUUAUUUCGUCAUGCUCUGGAAGACUCUCGGCCAAAAUCUGUUCUUGUCAACUCUUUAUCUGUAUGCAUAUCUUUGUUAGACCCCAAGAGACUUACUUUUGGAGCCUAUCAUACAUAUAACCGCCAAAUGGCUAAUGGAUCCACUGUAACUGCUAAUCCUGAGACUGUUGAAGGCAUGCUAGAAAGCGUGGGUGAUCUACUCAAACUUUUAGAUAUUUCUUCUGCUGAAAAUACCUUGCUAACUACUUUUGGCAAGUUACAACCACCUCUUGGAAAACAUCGUUUAAAGGUUGUAGAGUUUAUAUCAGUCUUAGUAACUGCUGGUAGUGACGCUGCUGAGAAGAAAUUGAUUGAUCUUGGAGCAGUACAAAGAAUUAUACACUUGUUCUUUGAGUACCCAUACAAUAACUUUCUGCAUCACCAUGUGGAAACUAUUAUAAUAUCAUGCUUGGAGAGCAAGAAUUCUUCUCUUCUGGAACAUCUUCUCCUUGAUUGUGAUUUUGUUGGGAAAAUUAUUCAAGCAGAAAAGCAUUUUACAUUGGAAGCUGAUACAAACAAGCCAACAAUACCUGCUGAGGGUAAAUCGCAGCCUAGGAUAGGAAGCAUAGGACACUUAACCCGUUUAUCUAACAAACUUGUCCAGUUAGGGAAUAACAACAGUGUUAUUCAGGAACAUCUGCAGGGAAAUAGUGAAUGGACAGAUUGGUACAUGAAUGUUCUAUCAAACCGAAAUGCUGUGGAAAAUGUCUAUCAAUGGGCGUGUGGGAGACCAACAGCAUUGCAUGACCGAACUAGGGACAGCGAUGAGGAUGAUUACCAAGAUCGGGAUUAUGAUGUUGCAACCUUAGCAAAUAACUUAAGUCAGGCCUUCCGUUAUGGCAUUUAUAAUAAUGAAGACAUUGAAGAGGUUCACGGCUCUCUUGAACGAGAUGAUGAGGAUGUCUAUUUUGAUGAUGAAUCUGCAGAAGUUGUUAUAUCUUCUUUGCGGUUGGGAGAUGACCAUGAAAGUGGGUCUCUCUUCACAAAUUCCAACUGGUUUGCUUUUGAGGAGGAUAGAGAUAGAGUAGCCAAUGAACGCUCAACUGGCUCCCUCGCGUCUCCAUCACCCAAUGUUGAGGAGGGUGCUAUCAAUACCAGUGGAGAUGAUAAUGUUAUUGCUGGUGAAGAUGAGGACUUAGCUGACACUGCAACAUCUUCUCCAGAAGCAGGACCAAAAUUAGAACAUGGUGGAACGGAUAAACCAGUCGAGUGGGUUGAAUGGAGGGAAUCUUCAGAUGCCAUUGACCCUUCUGAUGUUCUUCCCAAUGGAGAACUUGAGACGCAAUCGGGGAACAAUAAUGCAGCUGAGUCAUUAUCUCCGUCAUCCAGUGUUGCAUUGACAAAGGAUGAACACGUAGCUGCUGAACCAUCAGCAUCUGUCAAUGAGAACCCAAGCACUGAAAACACUCAGCCAACUGAAACAGGAAGUGAAAAUCCAAGUUCAUCUUCUGCGGAUGCAGCAUUGGCUGAAGUUGGAGACAGUAAAAAGGACACAACAGACGAUGAAAAAGUAGUCGAGCAUAUGAGUAGCUAAUGUAAAUUCCUGUGAAUUGGCUUUGGGUGGCUAACUACGCAAUGUUAACCAGGUGGGAAGAUACGUCCUGGAGUCUGGCUGGGCAAGAGUAUUUAGGACCUCUGUUCGCGCUGUUUUAUUUUUAUUAGGAAUAUUGAUUUUUUUAUUCUCACCUACUUCUGAAGCUAGAAAUUCUGUGUUUGAUGAGGCUUUAGCUCAUGCUGUUAGGUGCUACUGAGUUCUACACCUGUUCAUAUCAAUAUUUAGUUUGCCCAAUUAGGAGCUGCUGAGUUUUCACCUUUUUCAUGUUUAACUGUUCAUAUAAUACGUCACUUCGUUGCAAGUGUUUCGGUAUUGAAAUGAGUUCGUUGACUGACUUGUUCAUUCUCUCAAAGUAACCCCAUAUGAUUUUUUUAUAGGAAAUUCCUAACCCAAGUGGUUAACUCUAGCUCGGGUCUCGUGGAUGUUUACCAUUGCGAAGCUUGGUGAGAUUGUUGAUAUGGACCUGCACUUCCGAAUGCGUGCUGAAAUGAGAAAGAGAAGAAAAAAAUGGAGGGGGUGCUUUGUAAUUGAGUUCCCAGAUGAAUAAGAUUCAUUACAGUUGUAAUAUACUUUGAUCUUCGUGUUCUGAAACUUGUACUGACUUGCUCCAGUAUAUGGUAUAAGUUUCUUCCAAAUCAACUUGAGAUGACUAUCUAAUAAGAUUUAACGAGUUACGCCGAAUUGCGAUGCACUGGCCUUUUUAAAGA